This is a messenger RNA of Formica exsecta, 13196 nucleotides long. RefSeq names its product centrosomal and chromosomal factor-like. Bases 1487 to 3187 code for a protein of 566 amino acids. The transcript has a single exon. NCBI's taxonomy places the organism in Eukaryota, Metazoa, Arthropoda, Insecta, Hymenoptera, Formicidae. The record is from RefSeq and is a predicted model, not a curated record.
AGCUCGGCUGUCUGUGCGCGACGAACACCUGCCUGCGUUGCUCUCCGCACACAAGUACAGGCAAACGUCACAUUCUCGCGCGCGCGCGCGCGGGCAGACACGUACACAUACAUACGCACAUACGUCGCGGUGGGACGUGCCCGCACGUCCAUACGAGCUAGACGAAUCGUACGAACACGCGCGGGGGUGGCACCGGUGAGUUUUCGUGUACGCGUACGCACGUUGUAAGGUGUAACGUAUUACGUUCGUAAGAAGAAAGAGACAAGGGGGUGAAAAGGGAAAAAGGGAGAGAGACGAUUCUCGAGAAGCCGGAACGAGACCGGGGACCCAUGCGUCGAGCGAUAUAGACGCCGCGUCGCGUUUAUACGACGGCGCAUACAAAUACAUACGCGCGAAUUACAGGCAUACACGGACAUACGCGGCCGAGCGAACCGCACGCUACUACGCCCAGUCAGUCGGACGUCGGCUCGGGCCCGACGAUACACCCCGACAAUACGCUAUUGCUAUUGCUAUUACACACUGACGUUUCCCACGGUUACGCCACGCGGUUUAACGGGGGUCUCCGGCGAGAAGUUGACACGCGGUGGGACUGAUUUCGCGAGCGGGGCGGCGGCGGGCGUCGACGGCGACCGGGUUGCGCGAUCCGAGCCCUCGAGCAGCUCGUGACAGUGAAGUGAAGCACGCGUGAAAGGCAUUCGCGGUUGGAGGAGGAACGAGGAAAGAAAGAGGAAGACGGAAGGAAAGGGAGAAAGAGUGAGAAAGGAGAAAGGUAGGGGAGCGAGGAAGAGGGCUGCAGGACGAUGGGUGGUCCUGACAGCGAGCGGUGACAAGAAAGAGGACCGACCGUCCUGGAUAAAGCGAGCAUUAAACGCCAGGGAGUGAUCGGGGCCUCGUAUGUAAUUGGCACGCUAAAAAGUGCUUUUUGUUCGAAAUAAGAAAGAGAAACAUGCGAUAAAAUCUCUUUGCUUACGCGCUGGACUUCUCUUGGAAGCUUUUCCUUGGUGUUGGAUAUAUCCUCUUGGUCCAACCCUUGGCUAAGGCUACCGCGGCGAUGAGCUAUAAUCUUAUUCUCCGGCUCGCUCGUGAGUGCAUGAAUUUAGUCGGGGAGUACCGUCGUGGUCGUCACUGACCACACUCACAAGUUUAUAUCCCCGUCAUCGUCAUUGACAGCAAGCGUUACGCUCUCAUCGGUAAGGAGAAAUUUCUCGAGCACGACGAGAUAGUCGCGUGCGCCAACUUGAAUCGAGCUUCCUCCUCGUGACGCGCUUCGACGACGGAGCGACGUCGAAACGUUGGCCGAGACGACGGGCAACAGCGAACCUCGCCGUCGCUGACGAAAAUCAUCGGGAAAGUUCGGCGUGAUGAAGGCCUAGCGUUCGACACCGUGGGUCAUCGUGGGUCGUCAGCGUCGGGCGUGCAAGAAGGGACGGCGGCGCACCGGCAGAAGCCCGGAUAGUAGGAGGAGGAGGAGGAGGCACCCGACAACAUGGCCGCCGCCUGCUACGAGAAGGAAGUGGUGGUAGGUGCCGCCGUGCACCAUGGACAUGGGCACCACCAUCAUCAUCAUCACCAUCAUCAUCAUCAUCACCAUCAUCACGGCGGCAAUGCCGUCGCAUCGUCCAUCGGCGGGGUGACCGGCCAGACAGUGCUGCCGGCGACGUCUACCGGUCUCGACGAUGUCACCGUGGUCGCUGCCGCUGCCGCUGCCUCCUCCGGCAACUCGUCGUCAACUACGGUAAACGUUGUCAAUCCGGUGACGACGAGCGCUGCAGCUACGGCAGCUGCGGCCGCGGCCGCUGCCGCCGCUGCCACCGCGACCGCCGCGGCUGCCGCCGUGGCGAUCAACAACUACAAGGUGCAGGAGUACAAGGACUACUCGCAACCGCUCCACGUGGAUUGUAGCGUCGAAUACGAGCUGCCGAGUCAGGCGAAACCGCCGCCCGGCGGCGGCGAACCCCUCCUAAUGAUCCAUCCGUGCUACUAUCGACGCGCCGAGCGCGAGAGGAGGAGCCCCUUCGUCAAUAAUCUGCCGCCGCCGGCGGCACCGACGACGGCGCCCAUAUCUGCCUCCCGCAGAAGCGGUCGUAGAAGCGGAGCCGCGACGGCAUCCGCGACCGCUGCUUCCGGCGGCGUCACCGCCGUUACAGUCGCUACCGCGGCGAUCGCGAUCGCCGCUGCCUCUUCCUCGACGACGACGACGGUCAUACCACCGUCCAAUAAUAACGUCGUAUCCACCAACGUCGUGCCUACCUCGGUCGUGUCGCCGGCGACGUCCAUCACGUCGUCCUCGGUUGCCGCGGCAGUGGUAGCCGCCGCGGACUCUGGCAACGGUCUAAUAUCUACGAGUCACGGCCAGAUGUCCGCCGUCACCAUGGCGGCUUCGUAUCGCGCGGCGCUCAACGUCGCGGCUACGUUAUCUCAACAGCAGCCGCAGCAAUCUCAGCGGCGGCAUCAUCCGCAGCAGCAACAGCCGAGUCAUCUUCAUCAUCAUCAUCACCGGAAUCACACGCACGCUCAUCAUCAUCAGCAGCAGCAGCAGCAUCAUAGCCAGCAGCAACCGCAACAACGGCCCGUGACACCAACGGCUUCCGGUACAGCCGACCUCAUCUCCGCCGAUGAGAAGGCAGUCAUAUCAGGUAUUUAUCAACAUUACUUCCGCGCCAUGCGCGCCCACAAUCAUCAACACCGCCAGCAGCAGCAACAGCAGCAGCAACAUUGCACCACCGCGGCUCAUCAGCUCCAUCAUCAACCUCACCAAAGCGACCGAAGUUCCUCUUCUUCAUCGUCGGUCACCUCCCCGACGUCCGCGUCGAUCUCGGGUAUCCUACGACAGUCUUAUCAGCAAGCGUACAGCAAUAUCGCGGCUGCGAGCUCGAGCUCGAGCCAUCAUCGCGUCGGUACAUCGGCGGUUGUCCAUCAUCCUUAUAGGCGGCCGUCGGCGACGUUGCUGUCGCGGGCGGCCUCGCAUAUCGGUCAGCAGGCCUCCUCUUCAUCGUCGUCCUCCUCUAUCUCCUCCUCAUCGUCCAUAUUCGGUGCUUCCAACGGCGUCGCCGCCGCUGCCGCCGGCGUCUCUAGCGUUUACGCCAGCACGAUACACAGGCAUCACGCGAGCUCCCUGCACGCUCUUCAAACCGCCUCCGGCUUCUACGAGACGCCGAGCUAUCACGCUCUCCUGCCCCAAAGUUAGACGAUGGUCAAGUGCGGUUACGCGGUAUGUUGGGUCUCUACGCGUAAACAACCUGCAACAAUAUCAAUAGUAAUCAUGGUUGUGCUAUUAUGAGUCGUAGCGAGCGCGCGAUAGAUUCUCGCAAACGGUCUCAAAACUGCUCUCCGAUUCUCCCCUUUCUCUGUUAUCCCUUAUCAGGUGCUCCAUGAAAAUUCUUAAAAUUGAUAAAAUUCGAUGAUAAGGGCGAGGGCAAAAUCGGAACGCAGUCUCCGAGACUCUACACCGAAAGUCAAUGAGGUGGAAACUUUUUUCUUUUUCUUUAGAUGACUUUAUACGAUAUCUACAUCAUCAUAUAAGCGCUCGUUCGCGGCUCAUUAUAGUACCGCGGAGAAGACGACAGUGUGUUGUCGAGCGAUAGUUUGACAUUAAAUGCCAAGUUACGCGGGUCGUCUAUACCGAGUAUAUGGCCGAUAUUUAUAUUUUUCAUGUGUAGAUUGUGCAUGAACUACCACUUUACGCAUAAUUCACGUAGACGACAGAUAAUCGAUGUAGACGACGUUCAUAAUGACGCCUAUACUGCGUUGUCCUCUGCUCUUCUUCUCUCUCAAACUGUGUUUAAGAAAACCGAUCGUUUAAUUUAUUGACCGAUAAUUUAUAGUUGUCGUUCUCUAUACGAUAUUACUUUCCCGGAUGGGAUCGUGCUUACCGAAGGAAGCACGAUCAAUAUCGGAAACAAAGCGAUUAUCGUUGCUGUUGCAGUUUCGUGUCGUUCUUGUCGACGUUUUUAUACGCGCAAUUAAAAUACGCGAAACUUCAUGCGAAUAAUCUAAAUAACAGAAUGGCGAAACGAAGAAUAGAUCUUCUUGAUGAAAAAUAUGCUGCGAAAAAAAAAAAAAAAAGAAAUAGCCCUCUCGAGCGUUAAAUUUUCGGAGGAAUUUCGGUUAAAGACCUAGGGAUAUAAAGAGUCCUUUCGCGCAUAGUCGAUAAUCUCGAGUAAUUUCCGCCCCUCCCCUCUUUCUUUCUUGAACCUAACGCGGGCUAUGACUUGUAGACAAACGCCGUCGACCGCGAUAUACGUCAUUUAGCAGAGUCGUUUUUACAAGCAGUCCGUUUUUUUAACACAUCCGCCUGCUGAAGAUGCUACGCGUCAAACGACACAGUUCGGACAGUUUUAUAACACAUGGACAGAUGCGUAGACAUCCAAUACUAUGGUUCCCAACCGCUCGAUCUCUUCCUCACGACAAUUUGCAGACGAAUAUGCCGACGACGACGAUCUAAAUGGUGGACUUGGGCUUCUUCGUGACGAGGGGUUAUAUCGGAUUAUGAUCCGGGGGGUAUCCAGGUUCUUCGCCUUCUCGGUGUGGAGCCACUUUAAUCCGCAGAGAAAACCCGCGUCCUCUCUCUCCUCUCUCUCUCUCUCUCUCUCUCUCGCUCUGUUCCAUGCGACUUAUCAUCUCGAUCGUUAAAAGUGCAUGCGGGUGGGUCUAUAGCGCGCAUAGUCGGCAUAGGGUACAUCUGUCUCCCCGUGCGCAUGUAUGGGGUGUCCCAAAAGCACAUCGAGAGACAGCCGUAAUAAAUCGAUGUUUCCUCCUUUGAUAUAUUACCAUUCGUAUUUAUGAAAAGAAUUAACUUUAAUGUACACUGCAAAAAAAAAAGUAUGUAGAAUUGCACGAAAACAAUAAGUGUAAAAUUACACGAUAAAUAAUGGAAAUGUUAUACAUUUCUAUUAUUAGACUUAUUGUCCAAUGUAAUUCUGUAAUGUUUUUUUGCAGUGUAGCAGGUGUUUUAAAAGUACGGCGAAAGGCCUUGUAUCGGCCUUUGUAAGACUCUUAUUUGCACGAUGUUGGUUAACGGUGUUUUCAAAAAGAAGAAACAUUUAAUUGCAAUUGGCAUUAAGUGAUAUUAAAGGAAUUGUUAAUUAGAGGAAUCAAAAGCGAUCGUCAGCGAUCCUUUUGUUCUCUAUCCAUCUAUUACGAUUAGAUCUCUUCUUAAAAAAGAUUAUCCUCGAACGUUAUAUUUUUCUCUCGCUAAUAUUUAACUUUAACUACAAGUCGGGACGACAUCUCGAGUUAACAUUCCAUUAAAUCGGAGUCUUCCGAAUUUCCGAAUGUCCACUUGAAAUCGAAUUAAACGCGCCUCGGGCGACGCAUGUUUGCCAAAGUCCGACUUCACCGUAGUCAUCCUUCAACCGUUCCAAGACGAGGGUAACCAACCGUCCUUCUUCAUCCGCGCGCCGUCGUUCCUCUCUCGUCCAGUUCGCUCUUUUACUUCGCUCUUUCAGAGCGAACGUUAGCCGCGCUUCGAUUCGGGGAAGUCUCGAGUUCGCGUUCGAGACACCCUGUAUAAUCGCCGUCGCGCCGACACAACGACCGUACGUGCCGCGUUCGUUGUUGACGGUGAAGCGGGUGGCCGGACGGGCACCGAAUAAACACACGUCGUGUGUAUACGCACGCACACGCACGCACACAUAUACACGCAUACGUAAGCACAGCGUACAUAUUACAUACACAUGCGGUGGACUUCACGAACGGGAGGAAGGGGAGGACAGUUGAAAUGAUCGUCGCUCGUACAUACACACACCGUGAGGUUCCAUCCACCUGCAAUGAGCGCGCGACUUCAGGUAGAGAAAAGAAAAAUCCCCGUUUGCUUAGGGCCGCAUUAGCAUCUACUAACGUUCUCCGGGUCGGCGUUUUCGGGCCCCGCAGUCGGACCCUCGAGAACUCGUGAGAUGUCGUUCCCCCUUCGUUUCCCCAUUCCCCGCGUUUUCUCUCUCCUCGCAUUCGCUCCUCCAUUAUUCAGUAUCUUCCAGAAGAAUAGAGGACGUCGUCCGUAUUCUUGAAGGAUGGACAGCACGUUCGGUUUUCGAGGUUCUCUCCGGUUUCACGGUACUCCAUGUGGAACUGUUAUGGUAUUCGCGGUUCCGUCGCGGGUCCAACGAGACUUCACGGAAUCCUCGUUGGUUUUCAAGAUGGAGAGUCCUUUCGUACAUAGAUAAAUUUAUCCUGUUCUUGAGACACGCGGGAAGAAUGAUUAUAAAACCUCUCGUAUAUCUUUAAAGAGAUCUAUAUUGAUUUUUGAUCCCAUGGAUCCUCGGUUACGCAUAUCCUCAAAGCCGCAGAUCUCUAUAUUUGCAAUAAACCACAAAUUUUUAGAUUCGAUUACAUCUAAAAAGGACGUCUCGGAUGUCGACGUUUGACCGCAGAUACUAGAAGAUCAACUAACAAUGAGAUAGCACGAAAAAUAAAGAAAUAAACUCUUUUCUCAUGUUUCAUCAAAAUCUUCUCGUAUAAAUAACACCUCUAAUUUUUGUAUCAAUUUGUGAAAUAUGCAGAUUUAUUUAGAUAUCUGAGUUUUACGGAUGCGAAUAAGCAUCGAGCUUGUGCAACGGUAUCUAUUUUAAUGAGCAAAGAUUUGUAAAAGUAUGUCGCGCUUUAUUACACUCUACUAGGAAAAAAAACACAUUUUUUACGCGAUUUGAAAUUCAGAUAUCUUUUCGAACGUUCAUAUAAAUCCGAAAUUCGGAGGAGGAUGAUAAAGACAUAUGAUGUAAAAGCCAUCGUGAAUAUAAUGGAAUAAAUCUGACUUCGUGGUGUUCGACGUCGAGACCCGCCUCGCGAUCGUUUACCUUCACCGGUAGAUUUAUUAGUGGCGUGAUUCAUUCGUCGGGAUGAUGGCUUUUCGCAGUUCGGUUCAUCUGCGACGGACUUGAGGCCCAGGUAUAAAUUCAGGUCGUUUAUUUAGGCCUCGCGGCGCUUUUCUUGUCAGAAUCCUCUCUCUCUCUCUCUCUGUCUCUCUCCCUCUGUUCUCCUGGGGGAUCUCUUUCUCGAUCUCUUUCGAAUUCCUCGCCUCCAUUAUUCAGCGUUUCCAGCCGAGCGACGUCGCCGUUUCGAGAGCGAAAAUCGAUGCCGCGAUGACGCGAUCGACGCCGAAUGAUAAGCAUCAUUGUACGUUUUGCCAGCGACGUUGCCGUAUGAUAACGCGACCGAUCGUUUCCAAUCGACUGAUGCGGUUUCACCUCGCCGUAGAAAGCGUUCUUUUCCCGAUUUUUCCUUUCCCGUUUCACGAUUCUUUUGCAAUAAAAUUUUAAUUUUGAUUCCAAUGCAAAUCAUUAUUCGACUAUGCCAUAUAAGAAUAUAUCUCUAUUUUGAUAUACUAAAGAGAAAACGCGUAAAUUUAUCGAGUAUAAAUUUAUAUCUAACAAUAAGUUAUAAAGUUAUAGUUCAUUGCGUAGUGUGUGUUCAUUUGGGGGAAACAAAUAGGGAAACAUUUAUCAACCCCUCCUUGGUCGCGCGCCAGGGUUAAUUAUUCGAGUUCUGGAAUUAUCCCUCUUCUCUUUCCCGCGGGAAAGAUAUAAUCCGAGGUUUAAUCCUCGACAGAACCGAGUCCUGACGUAUAACACGGCGAACUGAUGGUGCGGCUCAUUUAUCGUCCGAAAUUCGAGAAUUAGUUGCGAAAAACGAUCCGGUGUCCCGAAACUUGAAACUGACGAUACGUUUCGGGAAUACCUGGCAGAAAAAUUGAAAAUUCACGUCGAUCGUCACGUGUAAAGCCGAUAUAAUUAGCGUCGCUCGGUUUGGGGUCAAGUUGAAAGAAGCAAAGGAAGAUGUAAGAUUUACAAUCCCUUUUUCGGAGAGGAACGAGCGCCUUUACGAGGAAGGACAAAAUUGUCGCGACGCAAUUAACGACGACGAGAGGCGGACGCGAUGGAAAAACGACGUUUGCCCGAGAUCGAGAUAUCCGUCCCGCGACGCUUAAAGCAGCAAUUAAAAGCUCGUUACUCACCCGUCCUUCUAUUAAUUAUUCGAGCCACUGACCGGGCGUGUCGCGCGAAAGCGGAAACUACAAUUGAUGAUUCGUCCCGAACGUCGAGGACGAUCGAACAUCACGAUGAGGAUAAGCUUGCUAUCCUUAGUUGCACUAUGUCUCAUUCUUUGCGCAUUUGAAAUAAGUAUUUGCGCGCAAUAAAUAAUCUGGUUUGGCGAAAAUGAUAGUUUGAAAAGAAUUCAAUAAUUUGUAAUACGAUUAAUAUCUCCGGAAUUUUGCUAACGAUGAGCUCGUCAAGAGAGAACGAUUAAAAUGCAAUUUUUUAAAGAGAUCUAAAGCGAAUUGUAUUAGAAUUAUGUAUAAAUAAUUUUCGAGAAAAAAAAACAUUUUCUUUUGGGAUAUAUAAACCUGGGAUAUAGAGAAUUUUUGGAAAAAAUGGGUUCCUAGGGGAAGGACUACGAGUACUUUAUCUUCGAAGAGAUCCAUGACUGACGCAAGGGAUCGACAGCGGGCGGUCGUCUCCUCAUUAUGACCUAGCGAUUCGUCUUUUACUUCGUGAAGGGAACAAAACAUUAAAAUCGGCACAUUUUUCUACUUAUCCAUCUUUUUUUUUAUCUCGAAUAAUCGUAGAACGAUGGGUUAGGUGUUCUUCAGUUAGGUAUUCUCAACGGAUUAGACGCGCGCUAUCGUUGUUUGUCUCGCGCUUAACGCCGUACAGGUUUCCAACGUGAAGACUCUCCAGUGUUCUAAAAUCUAUCCGUAUUCUUAAAGCGCGGCUGCUCGCUAAACGACUUAACACGUGACCGACAAUCAUCUUAACAUCGAGCUCUCCGACGCACCGCGUUUUUUUUUCCGUCGCGUUCGUCGGACAAAGAAAUUCACUGAUAAGCGAACACUGAAAUGUCACUACGGUACAGCUGAUACUGUCUAAACGUUUAAGUGCAACAAUAGUUAUGCUAGUUUAAUUUUAUCUUUAUAAUUGUAAAGUUUACAGUAGCAAAAUUAUUUUAUUUUCACUGAUAAAGACUUCGUGACGAUUAAAAAUCUAGUUUUAGUUACAUUAAGAUGUGAAUCUCGAUAAUUACUUUAUUUAAUUCCGGAGAAAGAUUUUUGUUGAUCAAAUUGAAGUUUAUUUUUGGAAGAAAGGUGAAAGGAAAAUAUCUUUAUGCAAUCUUAAAGUAACAACAAGAAGCAAAGACACAUCUUACAUUUCGUGAAUUGUAUCUUUCGUACAUUGCAUUUUUGUCGCUCAUGCUAUGAGACUUUUGUAUUUUGAAGCAUUCGUCUGUGAACGUUAUCGCUAUCAAGAUAAGCAUCAAUCACCCAGCCACGAAAGCGUGCAUAAAAUUAUAAUACACAAUUCGUAUCUCUCUUUUACGAUUCAAAUUUUUUUUACGGCACUUUCUACAGAAUCGAAGUUAUUUAUGAAAGCAAACGCGCUUUCAUUUUAGGCACAAACACGAGUAAUUUUUCCCAAAUUUUUCGCUUCGAUAAAUAAGAACAAAACUAAUUUAUUCUGUUUCAUCAAUACGCAUUUUUUUUUUCCGAUUGAUUCAAAUCUUGUUUCAUGAUUUUUCACUAUUUAAAAUCUUUUUAUUUAUAUAAGCAAUUUUUUCCUGUGUGAGCUUCCGUAAGCGAAUAAUUUUAUUCAUAUUCUUCGUAGUAUGCUUCGAUAAAUAAAAACAAAACCAGCUCCGCUUUAUUCAUACAGAGAUCUAUAUCGCACAAUAGCAAACUUUUAAUGGACGAUUCUGACUAUUGUCGGUUAUCGUGUAUUUAUAACAAGAUGACUAACGAAAUUGAUACCGAUAUGUUGAAAUGAAAAUUGAAAUUGUGUUUGCCGUUUAUAUCAUUUCACGGCAUUCUCUACUGUUGUUUAUUUAUAGAGGCAACUUUUUAUCUUUUUAACGCUUUCAUGAGACAAGAAUAUGAUGAUUGAUAACGUCAAGCUUGAAAAAAAGUUUUUUCGACAUGAAUACGUUAGCUACAUGCUUAGAAAAUAAUGUUCGCAUCUCUCUCUUUUCUCUCUCUCUCUCUCUCUCUCUCUCUCAUCUGUCGCUAAAUGUAUGAUAUGAAUGUGGGCCUUUGAAUCUGCGGAGAUCAGGAUCUCGGACUUCUGUUUCCUGCAAGCCCAUCCGCCCUCACUCACAGUGACGUAACUACUGACCGUACAUCCUCGCAUGCACACGUACAAUACACGUAUACUCCUUUCGAGAAGCAGUACAAGUUCGUUAUGAGUAAAAACCUACAAUUCUGGAAUAUUAACGAACAUUUCUACGCAGACCGACGUUGAUGAACUUGCUAAAUUCUGGCACUCGAGCCGCAGAGCGUCCCAUCUGCUUCCUCCCCCCCCCCCUUUUCCCACCACACUUUCGUCUCUUUCCGCUAAAUCCUUUUUUUGCGGCUCUCUCACGUCGCGGUCGCGGUACAGGAAAUGGAAACGGCGGCUGCGUCGCGUCAUAGUCAUCGUGGUUAUUCUACAUAUCUGUCGCUCUCUCUUUCUCUCUCAUUCUUUCUUUCACUGUCCGUCCCCCUUUUUUUCCCCUCACUGUCCCUCGCAUCGCAGCUUGCCUUCUCUCUUUCUUCCUCCCUUUCUCUGUCGCUCUUUUCCGUCCCGCGUUCUCGGUGUGGCGCAUCUCUAGAAACCCGAGCGACGUCCGAGCCGGCUCGGGUUUCGUCUUUUUUGUCCCGCGCCCGCCCUUUUCAAAGCGCGCGCUCAAGGAGAAACGGACGUAGGGACGAAGAGGAAGGAGGGAGGGGAGGGGUAGCGGGAAGGGAAGACCGUGUUUCGUUCGUUACACGGUAACGAUCGAUCAACGUGACCGCACGACCGCAUCGAGCAAACCGCGACGAGAGAGAUAGAGAGAGUACCGGGACCGACCGGGGCUCAUUGAGGGGUAAAGGGGGCGCGAUCGAGAUGGGGAUCGGUAGCCGAGGAAGCCCUUCCCUCCCGUGACAUGGCACGAAUUUUCCAAAUUCCAAUUGUUAGACAAAAAGUAUCUCUCGUUACCCUCGUCCUGAUUGUCGAUCUUGUGAACGCGAGACUUUGAUAAGAUAUCGUUGCGUAUGAAUGCGAGAUUUGUGUAUGAAAUCUCGGUUCUUUUUUGUGCUUAGCAAAUGAAAGAUAGCGUGAUAUAACCUUUCGAUUAUAUCGCAGUGACAUAAUGAAAUGUUUAAUUUGAGGUUCGUGUAUUUUUUCGCUCGCGAUUCGCGAUAUUGAAAGCAACAGAAUUUUUCGAGACAAUACGUGAAACAGCAUUUCGAAGCUAGAAAAAAUAUAUUUUGCUCUGUUUUAUAAGCUGUAAACUAUAAGAUAUAUCGAAGAUUUAUAAAAAUAAACGCGCUCUUGAUUUUUCGCAAGAUUAAGAUCGUUAAGGAACAAAGCAUUCAUUUUUCAGGCAAUAUUAGCCUUUGCUAUAUAAUAGUUUUUGGGAAAAAAACACAUAUAGCUCGGCCGAAAAGGGCGUUUAUUUAAUCGUCCCGGGCGUAUAUCUCAAAAAGUCAUUAGCACACUCGCGCGUUUCGCAGAAAGAGCCGUAGGAUUUAACCGCGUCCGUAAUUUCCCUUGUGCCGGGCCGGCUUUUGCCUCGUGAAAAAUGUGCGGAAUCUUGAAAGAGGAUCGACGGGCACAAUGGCGCGGAGCCGAGAAUGAUUCGCGAAUCGGUAGCGCCAUUGUGAAAGGAAAGGUACGGGAGAACUGCCUAGGAAAGUCUAGGAAAAUCUAUACUCCCCUUUACGCAUACACCCUCGUGCGAUCCUAUCGAUCGAAAAUACAGCAUUGAUUCCCGAUUGUUAUUUCAGAUGCCAUCCCCACAGAAAAAACGCUCUGAAAGUCCUAAAAACAGACCGGAAAAAGUUUGAAGAAGCGAAAAAAAUAAUACCACCAAAAAUAAAACUCUCUGAAAAGUGUAAAAUAGAGAGUUAAAAAAAAAAUAUUUCGAUAGAUAUCUUAUAUAUACCGUACACACACAAUAAUGAUGAUAUAUAUUAAAUUUUAAAAGAUAUUUCCCUUUGUUUCAAUUUUUCGAAAUUGUUAGAACUUUUAGUACUAUUUCAAAGACGUACUCGAAAGUAAUAUUUUCUUUGUAUUUGUCUUAUUUUUUUCGAUUGUUAAGAAAAAUUUGUGUUCUUUCUUCGGAAAAGAAUUUCAAGAAAGAAAGCCGAAUUACAGCCGGUGUCACAUGUAAUUUCCAUCGUUACUGCUGUGAACGACGUUUUUCCGUUCUGUCAUGAUUUUCUGUCUUUAAGUAUAGGCGACAUUGCAUUCCGCUGAUGCUGGUCAAUUUUUGCCGAUCGUCCAGAUCGGCGCCUUUAUUUUUACGUGCACGAAAAAAAAAAAAAGGAAAAAAUUUGCCUCGGCGGCGGCGCGGAAUUUCCGGGGGAACGAGCUCGGUUUUAUCUAUCGCUCGAAUUAUUGACGGGAUGUGAGGGAAGCAGGCCGACGGGAUAUAUACAGGGUGUCCGGAAACCGGAGCCGUGCGAACGCACGCAGAUGACGGCAGAAAUUACUCCGUAAUUAUACGCAGUCGAGAAAUGUAAUGCUUAAAACUAACAAAGUACGACAUUUAUAUCAUCGUCAUUAGUACUUUUGGAAUACAGUAUCUUAAGGAAGUCGACAUAUGUAUAAUAUCAAAUAGAAAUUUUUUAACCGUUUAAAUAUUGUGAUCUUGAUCUUGAUAUCGAUGCAUUUCGAUAUUUCAAAACAACAUUUUCUCAUUAGACGAAGAGAAUCUAUUAUUAAAAAUAAGAGAUCGGAGAGAUAAUAGAAGAGGCAUUUUCGCUUGAUCUUGAUCGCUACUAUUGCAUUUCGAUUCUAUCUUUCUCUUUUCAAGAAGUAGUUUUAGUUUCUUCAUUUCCCGGCAAAGUCAUCUCCUUUCGCGGACGAUUCGUUUCGCUAACGCGGAAAAGUCCUACGUUUUCCAAGAAAAUAUUCACCAUAUAGAUGCAAUUUCCGGGACCGGUCGUUUCGACCGCACUAUUUUUCGAUAUUGCCGAUAUUUGAGGAAGCCGGAGAACGAUUUUUUUUUACGCGACCAACCGGCCGAUUGCCGCCGGAGUUAUUACGACCCUUCGGGACACGGUUCGGUCAUGUAUACAGGGUGUCCGAGAUAGCCAUCGCUUUUACUGCAAAAUAUUUUCUGCCACCGUGCACCGACAGUCUCGACAGCCUAAAGGGUUAUAUAACAGAAUAUAUACAUUUUUUUCAACAUUUAAAAGGCUUUCUGGCUUGGAAAGCUUUCCUAGAAAAAAAAAAAAAAAAAAAAAA